UUUCAAUUCAAUAGACAGAAAAAUUGGUUCUGGAAUAUACUAGGAGUAGAUGAAUUAGAGAUUCUCAUUAUGUUUUAGGGUUUAGUAUCCGGGAAAAUGCCAUUUCAAUAGAUUGUUUUCUUUGAGUUCCAAACUAAAAAUUAGUGAAUCACUUGUUGUAAUUAAAGAAGAAAUCAAUGCCAUAGACUACAAAACUUUAUGCGAUGUAGGUACGAUUUUACCAAAAUUGUCCCAUUUUCUUGUAUUAUUAGGUGGUGCAAAGAUUAAAGCAGAUUUUUUUUCCCGUGUAUUAUGAAAUGGUCCUUUUUUUAAUUGGUCGAAUGCUGGCUGAUUGAAGAUUGCUCUGAUUUAUUUUUUUAAAUGUCAAACGAUUUUAUUACUGAUUGUGAUUCAUUUUGCUAUUCUGAAAUGCCUUUAUUCCGAAAGUUCGCUGGUUUUUGAAUUUUUCCUAUAAGGCUGAAAGUGUACGAGGAUGGAAUUGUAGCAGAGUGUCGUUAAUUUCAGUAACGUAUCAUGUGUAAUCGCUACACAUACUAGCUUAUUAAGUUGUAUGAUAUUUCUCAAUUAGUAGAGUGUCGUUACGAAAUAACAAAAUGUUACUCCAAGUAACAUUUAUACCUUCAUUUUGACCAAGUGUAACUGCUUGACUGUAGGAAUUUUCGUCUUUGUUAAUUUCUUUAAAAAUAAUUUAUCUAGGUUAGAAACACAUUACUUCAUGUAUGUUUUGAAUAUUGUGAAAGUGUACAAGCGAGGCUAGUAGUAGAAUACAUUCAUGUUGUCCUUCGCUUGACUUUAGAACAUUGCAACUUUCGAAAUUUUUUUUGGUUAUUUGCAGCACUCAAAAAGUGUUAGUAUUGUCUUAAGACUUACAUAUGAUAUCUCCAUCUUUUGGGAAGUGAUACAAUAUCUUGAAAUUGUCCAGGCCCUUGUAGGACUUCGAUCCUUUUUCUUUGACAUCUGAAUACAGUCGACCAAAUGUGUUGUUUAAUAUAUCUUUUUGCGUUAUUAAUUUUCAGGAAAGAUGUCCACUGAAGUAGCAUAGUAGAGAAAGUUACUGUAAUGGAUCAAAUCUCUCAGUUACCUGACCCUAUUUUGCAGCACAUAUUAUUCUUCCUACCUGCAAAAGAUGCAGCUCAAACUAGUGUCCUCUCCAAGACAUGGCUGAAAGUCUGGAAUUUGCUUCCUGUAUUUACAUUUGAUUUUCAUAACGACCUUUCCUUAUGGAAACUCUUGUCUACAGAAAAAGAGGAAUCGGAACAAGCUGAUAUAAGAGAUGCUUUCCUAAGUAUUAUUGAUGGCUCAUUGAUAAACCUCCGCAUGCAAAAAGCAAAGAUAGAGAAAUUCAGGCUUUCUCUUAAACUUUCGUAUCUAAAAAACGCCUCUUGUAUUGACGAAUGGAUAAGAUUGGCCACCAAUAACUGCAUCAAAGAAUUAGAUGUUCAUAUUACGCGCCAUUAUGAAGAAGAUUGGUACAGUUUGCCAGGUUCAACAUUUAAAUCACUGAUAGCUCUGAGAUUGGGCGGUUUUAAGCUAGAGUGGCCUCUAAUUGUUGAUCAUAUAAAUCUUACUAAGUUGAGGGAGCUAUCUCUGACUGAUGCCUUUUUGGAGGAACGGAUAAUCUUGGAAAUUUGUUCUUGUUGUCCAGCGAUAGAAGAUUUAAGUCUCAUCAGGUGUCAGGGAGUAAAAGAUGUAUUGAUAUCUGAUCUCCCCAAACUUGUGAAGCUUACCUUACAUCAACCGAAUGAAAUAACUCGGGAAUAUAGAAGUAUCCGCAUUCAAGCUGUUAAACUUCAAAGUCUAUAUUAUAGAGGAUGUAACAGCGAGUUAAAAUUUGACGUGACUACUUUCAAGCUUCUGAAGGAACUGAGCAUAACAUUUGAGCAGAUUACUGACCUAAUGGUAGAAAAUCUUGUUUCUGAACUACCCCUUCUUGAGAAAUUAGAAUUGAACUUCUGUUUCAAGUUGAGGAGGCUUAAAUUUUCGAGUUGUAUACUUAGACAGUUAACAUUCCGUUCUGGCAAGAGUCUGGUGGAACUUUGCAUAGACACCCCAAACCUGCUCCAUUUUGAAUAUGGAGCUCGUAAAUUGCCUGUCAUAUUCUCUAUGACAACAUCUUCCCUGCAGGAAUCUUGUGUCAACUUAAUGCCCAUCGAUCAUCUAGGCACGAGUUGGUUUCAAAAUUUGAAGGAAGAUCUAACUAGAUUCGAACAAUUGAAUUUACUGAUUCUGUCUAUAGAUUCAACGACUAAUACAUUCAUCGUGGAAGAGCUGAAUGGAACAUCGUCCUGCCCUCUAUCUGUUGUUAAGCAUGUGAAGAUACAGCAAGUUAUGGAGUCUUUAAAUUUUGAAACUCUGUUAGAUGGUCUGCUUUGGACUUGUCAUCCAGAGACUCUGUCAGUUGUCAGAAUCUGGGAGCACAACGAAAAUUUUAUACAGUUCUUGAUGGAGAAACUAAUGGAAAGAGAGACUGUUCCUGUCUGCUGUGAAUCAAGACGAAUCAAAUGUUGGAGGCACUAUCUUAAAGAAAUUGAAGUUGAGAGCUCAACUAGACGAUAUGGGGAUCCUUCUUCAUCAAGUCAAGUUUCAACCAUUUGUUUCAAACUGACAUGGUAGAAUGCUGACAAUAGAAGCUCGCUGGUCUUAGACUGA
Lycium ferocissimum is the source of this 2649-nucleotide messenger RNA. RefSeq names its product putative F-box/LRR-repeat protein At4g15060. Gene Ontology annotation, molecular function: protein binding. The coding region runs from base 1060 to 2613 and encodes 517 amino acids. The transcript has 3 exons. The record is from RefSeq and is a predicted model, not a curated record. Lineage: Eukaryota; Viridiplantae; Streptophyta; Magnoliopsida; Solanales; Solanaceae.